UUCAGAGAAAGGGUUCAAAGUGAUGGCCAUGUCUCUCGGUGAUGACACCCUGCUGUGUAACUACCCCAAGUGUCGGGGAAAGCUGAGUGGCUUUGCCUGGGUCACCGCCUGCUCCCAUGUUUUCUGUGAUCAACAUGGAUCCGGCGAGUUUAGCCGCUCUCCUGUCAUCUGCCCGGCGUGCUCCUCUGCUCUGUCCGGGAAGAUGGACAUUAUGAGGACCGAGCUGUCGCCCUCUGAGGAGUAUAAAGCCAUGGUGCUGGCAGGUCUGCGACCAGACAUAGUCUUGGACAUCAGUUCUCGUGCUCUUGCCUUCUGGACCUACCAGGUCCAUCAGGAGCGUAUGUACCAAGAGUACAGUCUAUCCCGCGCUGACACACAGCUGAAGCAGAUGGAGAAAGUUCUCACCCAGCAGAACCAGAGCAGAGAACUAGAACUCACUGCCAUGAGGGGCGAGAUUUCCUCACUGAAGAAAGUGAUGGAGGAGUACAAGAGGAAGUACAGUGAGGUGUCUGAGAGGCUGAUGGAGAGGAACAGGCAGUACCAGAAGCUGCAGGGGCUCUAUGACUCCCUGAGGCUGCGCAACAUGGUGGUGGGAGCUGGAGACCGAGAGAUGCCAUCACACCAUGGGAAUCAGGACCUAAACAUUGCGAUGGCACGGCAGGUGACCCCUAAGAGGACCCCUCGGUUCCUCUCCGCUGGCGCCUCUGGUGACGAGCGUUUCUUCUCCUGCCUGGAGGCCGAUGGAGCCAAGUCCUUCUUCCAGCUCAGCCCUCCAGCAAGGGAGAACCGUCCCUUCAUCAAUAAGCACUGAAGGAAGACUUUAACUUGAUGCUUUCUGUAAAAGCUGUGCUGCAAAAAAAUAGCUAAAAUAAUAUGUUUAAGUAGCAUGUUUAUAAACAUUAUAUUUGUGAAACUGUUAACUCAGGUAAGUCACUAAGGUAUUUGAUCAGUUAUAUAGUUCUACUGCACUGGAAAGCAGAAGCCCAGCCUCAUUAUUUAAGAUGUUUACCAGUGAGCAUUAAUAAACAACCAAAGCUGGUGGUUAUGGGGUAAAUUCUU
Cyprinodon tularosa is the source of this 1059-nucleotide messenger RNA. Its product is annotated as E3 ubiquitin-protein ligase CCNB1IP1. Gene Ontology annotation, cellular component: synaptonemal complex. Gene Ontology annotation, biological process: reciprocal meiotic recombination. The record is from RefSeq and is a predicted model, not a curated record. Lineage: Eukaryota; Metazoa; Chordata; Actinopteri; Cyprinodontiformes; Cyprinodontidae. Gene Ontology annotation, molecular function: ubiquitin protein ligase activity. The transcript has 5 exons. Bases 23 to 811 code for a protein of 262 amino acids.